GCUCUAACCCAGAAAGUUAAAGCCCAGAGAGGUCGCCGAUACCGUUGCGAGCGAGCGCGGCCGGCUGGGAGGGAAAAGCGGCGGGGAGGCGGCAGACUGAGGGAAAAGGGGGGGAAGGGGAAGGGGCGGCCACUGCGGGGCGGUUCUCCCAGGUCGGGCGGGGCCAUGCCCGGAAGCAGCCCGGGGAGCUGCGCAGGCGGCGCCGGGGCCUGGAAAAAAAUCAUGGAUGGAAGAACAUCGUCGUCAAGUCAAGUCAGUUUUCAUAUGCCAAAGAAGAAACCAAACACCAAGUCAGAGGAUGUCCAAGUUCAGUCCCCUUUGACAAGGCUCCCAGGCUCCCACCAUUGGGACUACCCUUUAAAAGAGUGGAGAUUAAGUGCCAGCAACAGAGGGACUUAUGCAAAAGGAAAAAGGCAAAGGGACUGUGACAGAUGCAGCUCUAAUGAUGAAGAAUCCAUUGGGCAACCCAAAGUUAUCUUGACGAAUGUCCUGAGGACGAAAAUAGGAAGAAAAUACACACAGGCGCAACCUAAAACUGAUGAUUUUUCUGAUGCUGGCAAGCUGAACUCAAAUCAACCACCCUCAUCAUCUGUUGCCAGCCUAAAGAUAUGGCAAAUUUUAAACCCUACUAUCCAAAGUCUUUUUCUAUCUAAAAGGCAACCUCAAGUUAUCUUGACGAAUGUCCUGAGGACGAGAAUUGGAAGAAAAUACAUAGACAGCCACGUAAUAAUUGAUGCUGAUUUAUCUGAUGCUGACAAAUUACAAUCAGGUCAACUAGCUUCAUCAUCUGUUACCAGCGUGCAGACAUGUCAAAUAUUAAGUUCUCCUCGUGAAAGUUCUUUUCUGUCUGAAAGGUCGGAGUAUUGCUCAAGAAUGACAGAUGAUGAUCUGUCUGAAUUGACCAAAGCUUCUAAGGAACCAGAAAGAAGUAACGUCUUCACCUGUAGAAGACGAGAGCUACAGAAGAAAGAAAACAAGAACUGUGAUGAACUGGAUAAGAGGAGAAGAAACACGAACAGUACUUCUCUUAGUUGGAAGGGAUCAAGCUGUUUGGAUUCUGAGAAAAGGAAAAGAAGAUUUAGUGGCCAUAUUUCUGAUGAUUGUAAUGCACACAUUCCAGAAAAAUUACUUCUACAGCCUAAAGAGCAAAGAUUGAGUUCAACUCCAUCUCCUGGCUGCAGAACUCCCUGUGAGGAUGAACAAGAUCACAGAUCUAACCUGGUGCAGGAUUGUGUUGCCCGGACAUUGGAGAGAGACUAUAAAUUAGACACUUUCACCCACAACCAUUUAAAGUCUGUUCACAGCUGCGCAGUGGAACCUGGCUCAGAGUCUCCUCCCAGAAAUAUGUCAGAGAAACAGCUUCCUGCCAUGAGUGAGGACAUGAUUUCAACACGAAUUAGCGCCAUCAGGAAAUUAAAGGCGGACACGUCACAGUACCUGAGCAAGCUGCGGAACAGAAUCUCCAGGGGUGAUCAGCCAGUUGUUGUGGUUGACCCAAUUGUCCUUUCUAGUGAUGAUGAAGAUGGAUCUUCUGAACCAAAUGAUGAAGAUGGAGUUUCUGAACCAAAAUGUACAGAACUGCUGCAGGGUAAUAGUACUGAUAUUAAAGAAACAGACCAAGAGUCUGACGUCCUUUUCUCAGAAAAGCCAUUGGAAGACAACGUGGAAAGUUGCACAGAGCAGCUUUUAACAGAGUCGGAUGAAGUUAGUUGUCCCAUCAGCUUAUCUUCUCGAAGCACACCUAGUGAACAGAUGAACCCAAGAUUAGAUUUUGAAUUUGAUAAUCUAUACAUUGGGAAAUUUAAAUGGUUAUCAACAGGUCCUGCUAGGUUUAUGACCAAGUAUAUUACGAUACCAUUUCAAGUGGCACUUAAUAAGAAUAUUAAGCUGACAGUGGAUACCCUGGAUUUGAGAAGGUUUGGCGUGUGGAGAAGUGAUGGUGGCUGUUCAACAAUAAUUUUCCUUUGGUUGUCUGCGGAUUAUGUAGAAAAGAUUGAAACCCAGUUGGGAAAGCAUGUUAUCAGCAAACCAUCCAAAUCUAGUGAAUUUGUUUUUCUUGAGUUGUCCCGACCACUCACUGAAGAAGAAGAAGCCAGGCUGUCUGAAUUAAUUGCAGACAUAAGCAAGAAGAACAGAGCACCAGAUCUCCCUGAAUUUUUAUCUUUGAAGCAAGCCUUACCCUUGUUUAAGGACCUGUCUCCUGAAGAAAGCUCUUUUAUGAGUUCCAGUAAAGAUCUGCUAAAGCAAUGUGUGACAAAAGAGAAUACCUCAAAUGCUCAUGAGCCUGCAUUUCAGAAAUCAAAGCCAAAAGUGGCCAGGCCCAGUUACGCCCUUGCAAAUAAGCAGAGUAGUGGUUGCUAUUCUAUCUCUCUGUCCUCUGCACUGAACGAAGAAUGGAAAGAAGUAAGAGAAACUGGAGCAGUUAAGAAUCUGAUUGUUUAUCCACCCCCACCUGCAAAAGGAGGACUAGGAGUCACAAGAGAAGAUCUAGAGUGCUUAGAGUAUGGAGAGUUUCUUAAUGAUGUCAUCAUCGAUUUCUAUCUUAAAUACCUGUUGUUGGAGAAGGCUCCAAAACAUCUUGCUGAACGUACACACAUAUUUAGCAGCUUCUUCUAUAAGUGCCUGACCAGGACAGAAAAGAACUCCGAGGGAGAUCCCAAAGUUUCAGCAGCACAAAGAAGACACAAAAGAGUAAGAACAUGGACUCGCCACAUAAACAUCUUCAAUAAAGAUUAUAUCUUUGUGCCUGUGAAUGAGGAGUCUCAUUGGUACAUUGCAGUUAUCUGUUUUCCUUGGUUAGAAGAAGCUGUAUAUGAGGAGUGUCCCCAUCAGAAUUCACUUCAACUAUCUCCGCUUCAGUCAGAGAAGGAGAGUGAGAACACUGUAACUGCUUCGGUGUUGGCUCUUCCUGAAGAAGAAAUGGAUGCAAACAGAAGUUUAUUCUCAAAAGGUGGCAAUGAAAUUGCUGCUUCUGCCUCAGCCCUGGAUUUAGGUAUUUCUAAAAUCUCCCUGAGUAGUUCCAAAAGGCAAAUUUGUAAAAGGCCUUGUAUACUGAUCUUAGAUUCUUUGAAAGCUGGUUCUGUGCAGACCACAGUUCAGGUUUUGAGAGAGUACCUUGAAGUGGAAUGGGAAGCUAAACAAAAAACACGUCGGGAAUUCAGUAAAUCAACAAUGAUUGACUUCUGUCCCCGAGUGCCUAAACAAGAUAACAGUAGUGAUUGUGGGGUGUAUUUGCUGCAAUAUGUGGAAAGCUUCUUCCAGAAUCCCAUAGUUAACUUUGAACAGCCAGUGCACCUAGAGAAGUGGUUUCCUCGUCAGCUGAUCAGAAGUAAAAGAGAAGAAAUCCGAGACCUGAUCUUGCAACUGCACUUUCAACAGCACAGUGGCAGCAGUAGCUAAUAAAUUGAAUCAGCCAGAUUCGAUUCACCUGGCAAAAAUGUUGCUGUAUGAAGUAACUGGAACUCUGCUUAGUAGCAUCUGGGCUCUUUCUCCUUUGCAAGGAAGAAAAAAAUUACCACAAGAAGUAUUUUGUUUGUUUGUUGUAUAUUUAUUUAAAUAAUUAUUUUAAUUUGGAUGCAGUUGUGGGAUGAAAAGAGAAUGUUAUAGAUAAGUGUAAAUAUGUAAGUUAAAGCUAAUACAUGUAAGUUGUUAACUGAUUUUUUCACUUGGAAUAUGAAAAUGUGUACAGGUAUGUGCCACAAAGAUGUAAAAAUAUUUUGAUCUUUUGGAGCCUGUUCUUUGUAAUUCUACAUAAACAUAACUUACAGCUGGAUGAGCAUGUAGAAGUCAGGCCUGAAGACAGGAUUUUGACCCUAUUACACCGUGUCUCUACUUUGCAGUUCAUACAGAUAGAAUGAAUACUAUGUAUUGUUUUAAUUUAAGUAUCUAAUAUGGACUCUUUAUAGAGAUGUAUUUUUUUUAGUUUGGUUUCUGAUUACAUACAGAAAUAGUCUGAAUGUUUCAGAAUAUUCUGCUGAGAUUUGAGACUGCUGGGUUUUGAUUUUUUUUUCCUCCCUAAGCAUUUUCAUCAUAAAAAUUAUUUCAGUGAGUUGAAGACAUUUGCUUGAGAGUGAGUUUUGAAAUCUUUUAAAGUCAGAGGUAGACUCUUCUGAAUGUCUUCUGUGAUUUUUUUUUUUAUGUCAAAUUUUAGAAAUUCUGCUCUCAAAGUACAUGCUGGUACAAUACAUGUAGGCAAUAGUUUUUACUCCUCUUUGCCUUAUUUUUGGGAAUUAUCCCUGUGAAUAUUAAAGCAUCAUUUGCAUUAAAAAGGCAAGUAGAUUGUGGCUCAAGAAGUUUGAGAUAUUUUACUGAAAUCCUGCUUUUAUUUAGAAAGGACAUUAUUAUAUAUAAUGCCUUGAAGACAUUACAUUUAUAUAUUAGACAAACAGGAUUUAUGCUUUGCUCAGGAGAAUUGCGUAAAGAUGCCCAAAUGUUCAAGUGUUUGAACUCAGGACUUGAUUUGAUAAACUAGCACAAGUUUAUCAUGGUCUAAAUAUAGACUUAUGUAGUUUUUCUCAGACAGUGAUCAUGGAAGACUUUAAUAACAUUUUGAUAUGUGCACACUUUUUUUCUGUAGUUACUACACCAUAGAAGGUGGCUGUUUUAAGAGGAUGCUUUCUCCUGUUCCUCACUGUAACUUUGUGUCAUAGUAACCUUCAGAAGAACCAUGUUGCAGAGAACCACCAAAACCACCUUGUGUUAUAAGCAUAUGUGCAAAACCAGGGAUGUUAAAGCUUGGAGGUAGGCUAGAGAGUAAAAAUAAAAAUUUAGGGCAACCCAAAGGUGUGGACAAUUUUAUGGUAUCACAGAAUUCUCAGGGCCCCUUCCCUCACAGCAACUCUGAUACCUAGCAUUUGGAAAAUCCAGUCAUUAUUUCAAGUUCUGUUCUGUCAUCCAAAAAAAAAAAAAACAACAACAAAACAACAUUGUUUCUCAAACCAGGAAACAUUAUUUCUGGAGAAUAGAGACAAUUUUAAAACCUAAUUUGCUGAGUGCAGUUACUUUAUGUAUAACUGUGGGCAGCCUGGUGCAAUUACCUUGUGUUUUUGACUUUGUUUUUGCUUUAAUUCUGUAUCCUUAUCACUACCCUCCACCAAUAUCUGUCCCUCUCAUCCCAGAGCUUUUGUGACUUUGAUCCCGUAAAUCUCAUCACCACCAUUACUUACAUGGAUAAUCUUUGUAUUUAUUGUAAGAGAUAAACGAUAAAAUGCAGAAAUGUGUACCCUUUCUCUACACCUUUUCAAUUGAUGAAUAUAUUAAAUGUUCCCUUACUACAAAUACUUUGGACUUUUCUUAUGGUAUAAUUAGUUUAUAUCAUACAGCAAUAUUUGUUCUCUUUUAGAUUGACUGGUUUAUAGAUAUUUAAAAACAAGAGUUACGUACAAACUUUUCUAAAUUGAUUUUGUAACAGUAAAGAAUUACCUUUGUAGAUUGAUGUUAGAUAUGUGCUAUGUGAAUGCCAAUACAUUUGAUAUUAAAAUCUCCAGAAGUUGC
Molecule: messenger RNA, 5493 nt
Organism: Cygnus olor (mute swan)
Lineage: Eukaryota; Metazoa; Chordata; Aves; Anseriformes; Anatidae
Gene: SENP7
Product: SUMO specific peptidase 7
Biological process (GO): protein desumoylation
Cellular component (GO): nucleus; cytoplasm
Molecular function (GO): SUMO-specific endopeptidase activity
Source: RefSeq, a predicted model, not a curated record